Molecule: messenger RNA, 3450 nt
Organism: Dunckerocampus dactyliophorus (ringed pipefish)
Lineage: Eukaryota; Metazoa; Chordata; Actinopteri; Syngnathiformes; Syngnathidae
Product: rap1 GTPase-activating protein 2-like
Exons: 25
Coding region: 194-2245 (683 amino acids)
Biological process (GO): regulation of small GTPase mediated signal transduction; activation of GTPase activity
Cellular component (GO): cytoplasm; plasma membrane
Molecular function (GO): GTPase activator activity
Source: RefSeq, a predicted model, not a curated record
CAGUGAAUUGAAGUGAAAGAAAGAAACAUUAACAGAGGGAGGAGACUCUGCGGGAGGGGAAAGGAGGUGGCGAAAGCGUGUAAAGGACGGCGUCUCGCAUGGUAUUUAUAGCCGGCGGGAUGUGGAGAUAGGAGGAGAGGAGAGAGGGAGCACCCAGACACAAUAAAGAAGAAAAAGAGGACAAAGAGAGACGAUGCUGAGGAGGAAGAGAAGUGUGUCGUUCGGUGGCUUUGGGUGGAUUGACAAGUCUUCCGUCAGUGCCCUGAGAGCUCGCAAACAGGAGCUCCUGGCCGCCUCCAAUGGUCCCGAAGCCGACUGCCCCCCCUCGCCGCCUCGCACCGCACCCCCCACCACCAAAUCCACCCAUUUCUUUGACAUGAUGGACAAGAUGGAGCAGGUUCCAGAAGCUGCAGAGAUGAAGGCCGUCCCUCCGAGGCAGAAGGACGACUACAUUCCCUAUCCGAGUAUUGAGGAGGUGUUAGAAAAGGGAGGGCCCUACCCUCAGGUCAUCCUUCCCCAGUUUGGAGGAUACUGGAUCGAGGACCCCGAGCAACCUCCCCCGCCCGCGCCUCCUCCCGCCUUCAAAGAGGAGGAGACGUGUGGAGCGGAAGCCCGGGACGCAGACUGUGGGUAUCGCCUGGAAGAGACCAACGAGGCCGCACGGGCGUACAGGAAGUACUUCUUGGGCAAGGAGCAUUUAAACUUCUCUUGCUCGUCCAGCAGUGUGGGAAACCUUCUCCUGUCUGUAAGACAUGAAGAAGACAAUCAGCAGGAGCACCUUCACGUCAUCAUCCGGUCUCGAGUGAAGACACUCUAUCAGCACCUGUCAGUGACUGAUCUGCCAGACAUCCCGAGUGUCCAAGAGCUGGCUAAGCUGCUGUGUGACGAUGCAGCAGGUCUACGUUUCAGUCCUGUCCUCUAUCCAAAGGCAUCCCAGCUGAUUGUCAACUACGACGAGCACGAGGUGAACAGCACGUUCAAGUUUGGAGUCAUUUUCCAAUGCUUUGGACAGGUGUCCGAAGAGGAGCUAUUCAGAAACAAUGAGGAAACACCGGCGUUCCAAGAGUUUCUUCAGCUGUUGGGAGACACUGUGGAGCUGCAGGACUUUAAAGGGUUUCGGGGUGGUCUGGAUGUGUCCCACGGCCAGACCGGUUCUCAGUCCGUCUAUACGGUCCACAGGCAGCAGGAGGUCAUGUUCCAUGUCUCCACCAAGCUCCCCUUCACCGAAGGAGACACCCAGCAGCUCCAGAGGAAGCGCCACAUAGGGAAUGACAUUGUAGCUGUGGUGUUCCAGGAGGAGGCCACGCCCUUUGUCCCAGACAUGAUCGCUUCCAACUUCCUUCACGCCUUUGUCCUUGUGCAGGUGGAGGAUCCAUGCUCUGAGAACACAAGCUACAAGGUGUCUGUUACAGCACGGGAAGAUGUGCCGUCAUUUGGCCCAUUUCUACCGAAUCCAGCUGUUUUUAAAAAGGGUCCAGAGUUUAGGGAGUUUCUUCUCACUAAACUCAUCAACGCAGAGUUGGCAUGUUACAAGAGUGUUCGCUUUGCCCGACUGGAGGAGCGGACUCGGGCUGCACUGUUGGACACCCUCCACGAUGACCUGCAGAGACGCUCCCAGAGAAUGCUGGGAUUGACAACGAGUCUAGAUGAGGAGGCUCGAGCUGAAAACGGACAUGCCCAUGGAGGUCUGCUUGAAUCCAUCAAGAGGGCCAUGCGAGGGCGAAGCGUCUCCAUGGAGACAAUGUCGAGGGGCGGGGCAGGUCUGCCUACCAGUCUGAGUGGAGGGGGGUUGGCACACAGUAGCACUGAGUAUUAUGUGAAAUCUCCAGUGAAACGACGUUCAGGUCUAUUCCCUCGAUUGCUGAGUGUUGACAGCCAAACAGACAAACACAGCCAUAAAAGUUUCCUCGGUGACCAGAGGAGCUUCGACAGUUGCCAGCAGACGUUGGAGGUCAAGUCAGAGCUGCCAUCCAAUCCCAGCUCUCCAGAGGCGGGGCAACGAGACAGAAUUUGCAUGAAAAAGGAUAGCAGUAAAAUUUCCAGAUCCACUUCCAGCACAUGCAGCUUUAGCCUCCCUGCUGAUGACACUCACUUGCUCGUCCAUCCUGUGACAGGAGAUGGUCAAAGUUCAAGUCCGCUCACCGUUUGUCGAAGCCCAACAGAGAUGAAGAACAAAAACUCCCCCCGAUCUAACCUCAAGUUUCGUUUUGACAAGUUGAGCCACUCUGCUGCACCGGGACACUAGACAUGCAUGGACAAGGAAAAGAACCUGAGCGUGUUCAGCCACCAUCACUGAAGACGAGGACAAAGACACAGCACACAUGCUAAGACUUUUGCUAUGUGGCUCGAAUCAUUCCGUCACCUUGAUCACAUUGUGUUUUGGUCCACGGAAAUGUCAAAUUCAUGAGUCCAUAAGGCGGAAAUAACCCUGGUGAUGUCAUAAUAGCGCCGCCUUCCCCUCAGCAGCUUGAAGACAAGUAUAUAAACUGUUUACCAAGUUGAAGAGGCUCAAGAAAAAAGGCUAUCUGGCUGCAUCAUGGGAGAUGUAGGAGGAGGACAAGGUUUUUUGUGUUACAUUUUCAAUAUUUAGUACAAUUACUCAAUUGUAAUUAUUCAAAUGUUGCAGUAAAAUGAUUGGUGAUGAAGCGACAUCAACAGACAGUCACAGCACCUUACAAUCAAAAGCAAUGCGUUUAAGUGAAAACUAAGGUAACACUUUCAUCAAUAAUAGCAGUAAAACUGCCACAUGUGGAUGCAUUAUAUUGAAAAAUCAGGGAUAGUGACAAGAAGUGAAAGUGGAAAACUAUUUUUGUGUAAAACAUAGUAAAAAUAAUAUGCAGCACUUUCCCACCACAAAUGUCCAUAUUUUUGUUAGUUAAAAUUCAAAUGUAGCUCCUCGAACAAGACUUCUAAUGGCAAAUGUAGAAGAAAAUAGACAUUUUACACAAUUACCCUAGAUUUGCAUUGAACAUUUGACUUUAUUUUGAAUCCGCUUGUUGGACACUGUGCUGUAAAUCAUGCAAAAACUACAAGUUGAACUGCCGUCUGAAGCAAAAAACAAAAGAAAGGGGAUAGAAAAAGUAACAUUUUGCACAAAAAACGCUUCUAUGUAGGUUAUUAUAUGUGUACAAUAAACAUCCAUGAUGUUAACAAAAACAGCUGUCUUUGCACUGAAAGCACAAGGUCUCUUAUGUUACUGAAUGCUGUCCAUGCUUUUGUGGGUCUCACGGGGAUGAUAAAAUGUAGCAUGUUUCUGUCCAGUGUCCCUUCAUUCAGACACGAGAGUAUAUAUUGAUUCGCUCAUGUAGAAACUUUCAACUGUGUAUUUUUGUUUCAAUAAAGAAUGUCCCUGUUUGUUUCCAUGAAUCCAAAAUGCACUGUAAAGAAGUAAAAUGUAAAAUAUCUACACUUCAUAGCAACAAAAUUCAAUAAAAUGAUUGUCACGUUCAA